AUGUCUCGAAACAAAGAAAACAAUCCUCUUUCACCCACCCAGCGCAACGGUCCUUCUGCUGCCCUGCACAGGACUUUACCGAGCGACGAGUUUUUCACGGACAGCUUGAUCGACGACUCCCGUAUCUCAAAUGUCUCGCAUAUUCCGUCUCCAGUCAAGACAGGGCCCGUUAGACCUCGCCGCGCCGUUGGCACAAGCAAAGCCUUGCAGACAGGCAAAGAUUCGGGCAAUAGAUCGAGUCGCACUUCCCUGUUUGACUAUACUGCGGCGCGAACUAACAACCAAUUGAAACCUUCGCCAAACCUGUCUAGAAAGAAGAGCACAAGCCCUUCGCGAACGAAUGGCCUCACCACACCGCCGCAUUCCAGACACGGCCCCCCACUCACCAGCCCGACUGAGUUUUCUAGCCCCCCAGGCGGUCUACACGAGUCGUACAAGAGAAUAGCGGAUGAGGAGGAUCUAGCCGCGACCGAGAGAGAUGUGGACAGCGAAGAGGAUGAGAUCAAUGGCGGCGAUCAGCAGGCUACCUUUGAGACAAAUCUGGAUUUGAGCCCUACAAGAGAAGGAAGAGUCGCGGAACAACCAGAGCCCGCGCGUGUGUUGCAACAACUGACACCAAUUCAAUCGCCAGCUCGCGCAGACUUGGAGAGAAUGUUGGAUGAGCGAGUCGAGAGCCUCUCGGAACCGCCCACCAUGGAGUUCCUCAAGAAUGAGCUGACCGAUCGUGUGUUGGCUGCCAAAUUGACACCUCAUGUUGUGGACCGCGCCAAAGAUCGCGCAAGGCUUGAGAAGUUGAGACAGAGCCGAAUACCGCUCAACUUUGAAGAGAAGUCCAAACAAGACCGCGCCAACGGGGAGCAUCGACAGAACGAUCUCGCUAGUGUCACAAGCCGUGGUCCCAUCUCCUUUGACAACGUGUUAGCCUUGGACACAAACGGGCUUCACAGGACAUAUUCAGACACCAGUGCGGACUUCACCCCACAAAAAAGGUUGAAAGCCUUCAGGCGAGCAACGCGCCCUGGUGUAAAUAACAUCAUACCCGAAGAUGACGACGAUAGCGAUACACCGCCGGAACUGCGAGAAAAGGAGAGAUUAAUUGCUUUCAGCAGAUCCAGUCGGCAGAAGAAGGAAGACGUUGGAGAAGGUGAAACACGAAGAGCCGGAUCGGUACCGAAAAUCUCGGCAUUUUCACGUGCGCAUGGUCGACCUCGUCCUUACGGGAUGCCUCCCGAAGCAAUCGAAGAUCAGGGACAACCCGACGACCCUACAGUUGCGUCUAUUGCUUCAACAGUAUCAGAGCCUCUUCCGGGAACAAUUCCGCAGGCCGACGACGAUCGAGCAACGCGUGCAUUUCUCGCCCGAUGGCGCAAAGAAACCGCGGAGCGACGUGCUGCGAAGGCUCGAGAAGAGGCUGACAAUGGCGAAUCCCAAAUAGACUGGGCUGGUGCAGCUGCAGACGUUCCAUUGCCGUCCAUUGAAAAGUCUUCGACUCCCCGAGAGACCCCUCCACCAAAAAUCAUUCCCUCUUCAAUUCACAAGCAAAGAUCUAUGGACCGGAUGCGGAAAUGGGAGAACGACUUCACGGGUCUGUCGUUUCAGGUGUCAGAAAGCCCACCUGUUCGUGCGCGGACGAACCUCAAUGACUCCCUCAGGGAGAAAGAGAUUGAAGAUCUCACCAAACAAGCUGUUACUACAAACAGGCUAGACGAGAUCCGUGAGAAGGAUCCGAAUGUCAUUGCCCGCAAGUCUUCUCGCAACUUCAGUCCGCAGGAGCGCAAGUCAGCGCCGCCUGAACCACAAGAGAUGUGGCCAAAGGCCGACAAGGUCGACCCGAAGGACCCGGGAGAAGCAGUACCAGACACGCCAGUUGUUGUGUAUAGGUCAUCAAGCAGUAGCACCGACAAAUCCAAGUCGUCCCAGCGAUCAAUGCCGGAUUCACUUGAUCAACUGCAGAGGCUAGCUCGAGCUGUCAGCACAACUCCAAAACCAAGUCCAGCUGCGCAAGAAUUAUCAAUUGCUCUUGAUGAUGCGUCCGCAGUCCCCUUGCCGCUUUCGGAAGAUGACCUAAAGUCGCAGUCUUCACUUGCAGAUCAGAACGAAAUUGAUAACAAGAAGAAAGUAGCCGAAACUCCGAGAGUCACGGGUGCCUGGAUCGAUACUAUUUUACCGGAUACUGUCAAGCCAAGGAAUCAAACACAAAGGAUUACCAAGUAUGCGCAAACACCUCUUGUCAAUGCAGGAGGGUGGAUAGACACACCGCUUCCAAACGGAGAUCGGGUUCCCCAUGUCCAUAUACCGAGGAUCAUCGAAGAGGAGACGGAGGGAUUAGUGCACGGGAAUAUUCCAACAGACAACACGAAAGCACACCUAAUGGAACAGAAUACCGACCAGCCAGCGGUCGUUUUGAAUAAGGAGCCAGAGCUAGAAGUUGGACCGGCAAGAGAAGAAAUCAUUCUCCCCUCGAGCACCCUGACAAAUGUUCUGAACGAAGCCAAACAGAAGCGCCUAGUAUCGAACGACAUCACUGAUGCUCCUCGAGACGAGAACGACACGCUUAACCUUGGCGACGCGACCAUUCAAAGCUUUGAAGACCUUCUCACCGACGCCGCAGACAUCACUGCCGACCUAACCAGCCUUAUCAAGGCUGGCGCUGAGGAGGAAGUCCUAGCUCAGAGAGAGAGAAACAAGUCGACAGCCCUUGGCUUCCUAGAUGAAGAUAACUCAGCUGCUUCUGAGGUUGCAUUUAUCGGCCAUUUAACAAGUCGGAUGGAAAGACUAAUGUCAAACUUGCAUGAAGCUAGAAAGGGUAUAGCCAGGCUGGAGCAAAAGGUGUCUCACGCCCCGUCGAUACCUACAGCAGGACCAGAUCAACAAACGCAGGCGCUAGUGCCUGUAAAGGAUCCGAAUCAAGCGUGCACAAGAUGUGGCCGAAGUAACGAUGACAUCUCUCACGCCCUUCCCCACAAAGACCCUGUCGCCACUUCAUCCUUCAUGGCAAUACCCAUCGCAUAUACAACGCUCACUCUCCCAAUCCCUCUCUUAUUCCAUCCGCGCACAUUAACUCAGAACCAGAAACGCCGCAACCGCCUCCUCGACCUUCUUCCCGGUAGUCCAACAUGGCUAGGCUAUCUCACCUUCUCCAUCUGGAUAUGGUACAUACUUGAAUGUGUCCUUGCGGAGAUUUAUGCAAGGCCACUCUAUGCGGAACAGUACAUCUGGCCGGCCAGGCCAGAACCAGAGUUUCCUUUUGUUCUUCCCACAAUGCUCUACAGAUGGGUCCUUGGCGGGAGCGUGGGAAGCGCGCUGAUAGCGCCUGUGGUGACAAUCUCAGGGGUUAUCUGGAGAUUGAUCGUGGUUAUGUGUAAGGUUGCGGGAAUGUGGUUGGGUUGGUGGGAUGGGUUUGUCGAUGAUGACAGGACGAGGAGCAUUGUGGCAACCGCCACGAGAUCCGGCGUUCAAGCAGUCAAGAGUCUUCUUCCUGGUACCAAUGGCGCCCAUACUGUCGAAUUGGGGGGUUUGAGUAUGAUGAAUGACGAGAUUUUAUGA
Molecule: messenger RNA, 3546 nt
Organism: Cladophialophora psammophila CBS 110553
Lineage: Eukaryota; Fungi; Ascomycota; Eurotiomycetes; Chaetothyriales; Herpotrichiellaceae
Exons: 1
Coding region: 1-3546 (1181 amino acids)
Source: RefSeq, a predicted model, not a curated record